GAUCCUUUUAAACUGGACCAAAACGUCCUUGGAAAAAUGCAUGUCGUUUAACACUCGAAGAUGAAAUAAAAACAUAUCAUUCUGAAUUGUAGCGUUACGAAAGAAAUACAAGCACUUCCGCCUCACAGCAAUUUGCUGCUUCAACGUUGCUCACCUGGUGAACAAACACACACCCACUUACCUGAAAAUCCCAACAGACCAGCUGUUUGUUCUGCUUUUGCUUAUCAACGCUACAAGCGAGCACGAGAACAACGCAAACACGACGGAAUCUCUCUGUUUAUCCCAAAAGGUUUCUGUGAGGUCACCGUCGCUCCCGACUGUGCAGCAAAGAUGGAUGACGAGUACCUGGGGGACAAGAUGCAGGGCCGCGGUAGCAGUGAGGGGGCGUGCCUGACGGAAGAGGAGGAGGAGCCCGCAGAGUCCAAAACAUUGCGGCAAACGGAGAAGACCGUGGAGCCCCGAAGAGGUUUCCGCCAACGGGGCCCCCGGGACGACAGGGCGCUCGCCACAGGUGGGCGGGGCUGUCCCAGUCGGGAUAUCCUGAAGGUGGGCGUGUCGCUGACGACGUCAGCCAUCUUCUUCCCCUUCCUGGUGUGGGGGGGCUUUGUGUUCCUGCCCUUUGAUGCCCCCCUGCUGGACGGCGCCCCCCUCAGGAUGCUCUACGCGCUGCGCUGCUCCGUAUUUGCUGCCACGCCCGUCAUCUUGGGUGACUUCCACGUCCGUCUGUCUUCCCGUCCGUCUGUCGGUCUGCGACUCAUCUACCCCGGCGUACGAUUGUCAGGCUGGCUGGCGGCGGGCGUGAGACGCGUGAGGUUCGGCAUCGUCCGCCCGCUUUUAGACGACACGGAGGCGGCGGCUGCGGAGGAUCUCGGCGUUGACGCAAAGUACACGCGGGACUCAGUCAGCCUCUUCCUGAUGUACUUCCUGCAGCUGGUCAUCAUGGCGAUGUACCUGAGCCAGGAGCAGCUGAAGCUCGUGCCUCUGCUCGCCAUCGUCUUUGCUUUGGGACGGUGCGGCCGGAGAACAUUUCGCUUUUGGCUCUUCAAAGGACUGACGGGGGCUUUCUCUCCGCAGGUCGGUUUAUUGGGUGGCCGCCGCGUUCGGCAGCAGCGUUCGGGCUUUCGGAUCGGGUUUGUCCUUCCUGCCCGGUCUCGUGAUGGCGGUGGCCAACUUGGUGUUCAUCUUCGACGUGGAGUCGUCGGCGUUAAUCUUCAGCUCACCUCGGUAUCCCCAAACGUUGUCGCCCGUCGGCAAGCAGAGGUUCUGGGGAUGAAAAGCCGCGUUCGACGUGCCUUUUUUCAAAAUAAAACGUUUGCUUGUGGUUUUCCCAUUUACACAAAGCACCCUUUUCAGAAUAAAACAAAUCAUGAUUCUCAUGAUGACGAUUGAAUGA
Messenger RNA from Phyllopteryx taeniolatus (common seadragon), 1393 nucleotides. RefSeq names its product transmembrane protein 79b (gene tmem79b). Gene Ontology annotation, cellular component: lysosomal membrane; trans-Golgi network membrane. Bases 331 to 1389 code for a protein of 352 amino acids. The transcript is spliced from 3 exons. The record is from RefSeq and is a predicted model, not a curated record. Gene Ontology annotation, biological process: regulated exocytosis. NCBI's taxonomy places the organism in Eukaryota, Metazoa, Chordata, Actinopteri, Syngnathiformes, Syngnathidae.